Molecule: messenger RNA, 762 nt
Organism: Diospyros lotus (date-plum)
Lineage: Eukaryota; Viridiplantae; Streptophyta; Magnoliopsida; Ericales; Ebenaceae
Exons: 3
Coding region: 46-762 (238 amino acids)
Biological process (GO): protein histidyl modification to diphthamide; tRNA wobble uridine modification
Cellular component (GO): cytosol; nucleus
Molecular function (GO): metal ion binding
Source: RefSeq, a predicted model, not a curated record
AUUUUCUCUCCCUGUUAAUUGCAGAAUAAAGGAAGCUCACCCACCAUGGCAAUGGUAACAGAAGCUCUGGUGUUCGUAUUGAUGAUGAUGAUGAUGAUUCGAUCAGAUGCAUAUGACACGAAUGUGGUAUUCGAUCCUUGUUCGGAUGCGAAGGUUCAGAAAUGUGAUGGAUUUACCUUCGCCCUAGCGUUCUCCACAAAAGAAUCGUUCAUAUCCAAUCAGAUUCAGUUUUCGCCCUGUGACCGUCGGCUCCCCCUCGCUGGAAGCAACGCUCAACUUGCUAUUUUCAGGCCGAAGGUGGAUGAGAUCUCUCUCCUCACCAUCAACAGCCCCACUUUCUCUCCGACUCUGGCAGGUGGGUAUAUGGUGGCAUUUGCAGGAAGGAAAUACGCUGCUAGAUCACUGCCAGCCUUGGUUUCAGACAAUACCCACACAAUAACAAGUUUUACACUGGUGCUUGAAUUCCAGAAGGGAACACUUGAAAACCUGUACUGGAAGAAGUUCGGAUGUUCUUCACGCACCGGCAAGUCUACAGUUUGCCUAAACAAAACGGAUUGUGCAGUACCAACUUCGAGUUGUAAAGCCAGCGGGGGAACCGUCGACUGCAACCUCGGCAUACAGCUGGCUUUCUCGGGGACGGAUAAGAACAACGAGGUGCUCAACUCGUGGUACGAGGUGGGCAAACUCCGACAAUACUCUCUCUUUGCGUUGUACUCUGAUCUGCGCCAUAGCCUCGCCGACCAGUUUAGCAAUCUCUUUUGA